Molecule: messenger RNA, 2469 nt
Organism: Limulus polyphemus (Atlantic horseshoe crab)
Lineage: Eukaryota; Metazoa; Arthropoda; Merostomata; Xiphosura; Limulidae
Product: protein TANC2-like
Exons: 13
Coding region: 40-2469 (809 amino acids)
Molecular function (GO): protein binding
Source: RefSeq, a predicted model, not a curated record
CAUAGUAAAGACACACUCUCAAGCAACGGUAGUGACGCUAUGUCGACGUCAAGUGGAGACGUCACUCCACAGUAUCAGUCAAGACUGAGUUUGGCCCACGAGGCUGCACGCUCUCUUGGUGGUCACGUGGUAGCUUAUCAUUUCUGUCAAGCGGACAACAAUGUCACGUGCUUGGUGCCAGAGUUUGUACAUAACAUAGCUGCCCAGCUAUGUCAGUCUCCACAGUUUUUGGGCUACAGAGAGUUACUUUACAAAGAUCAAAGGUUUCAGGAGAUACUGGCUAUGCCAUCUUGUAUAUCAGACCCUAGUUUAGCUUUCGUUAAAGGAGUUCUCGAGCCGCUGCAUUCCCUCAGAAGACUAGGUAGAGCUCCGAAUAUCGUGUGUGUCGUGUUAGUUGACGGAUUGAAUGAAGCAGAAUACCACAGACCUGAUUAUGGAGACACUCUGGCUUGCUUUCUUUCAAGACACAUACUAAGAUUUCCACCUUGGCUAAAAGUUAUAGUGACUGUGCGAACAGCUUUCCAAGAAAUCACCAAACUGUUGCCUUUUCAUCAAAUCUCUCUAGAUAGAAUAACAUCUAUUGAAAGUUUGAACCAAGACUUAAUUGACUACAUAACUUUUCGGAUCAGCUCAAACUCCUCAAUUCGUUCCAAUAUUGCUUUGGCAAACUCCAAAUCUGAAGGAUCUUCAUACAUGAGGUUUGCCAACCAUCUUGCCUCACUCAGCAAAGGCUGCAUGCUGUAUCUCAAACUGACUUUAGAUCUCAUUGAAAAGGGCCACCUGGUGAUGAAAAGUAGCAGCUAUAAAGUCCUUCCUGUCAGCCUUAGUGAGGUUUACUUACUUAGUUUUAAUCUGAAGUUCACAACCAUUCGAUCUUUGGAGAGGGUCAGCAGUCUACUCCAGAGCUGUCUAGCCUCCAUCUGUCCUCCAACCCCAUUGGAGCUCUACCACACAGUGAAUGCAGGAGUUGUGUGUCAGCCCCUCACCUGGGGAGAGUUUCUCCAGAGACUCAGUUUACUCACCUCCAGCAACUUCCUAGUGGUGAGACAGGACAAAACUCUAAUGUUUGCUCACCCAUCUCUCAGGGAGUGGCUAAUUCGAAGAGAGGAAAACACAGGAACAAAAUUCAUCUGUGAUGUGAGACAGGGACAUGCCCUACUAAGUUUUCGAUUGAGUCGAUUGGAAGCUCCCCUUGAUCCCCGUCAGUGUUUGGAGCUUGGCCACCACAUCUUAAAAGCUCACAUAUAUAAGGCUGUAGGAAGAGAUCUUUCUUUGGAGGUUCUUUCUCGUGACCUUCAGGCUCACUGGGUUCAACAGUGCACUAUCGAUGUUUCAAGGGCUCUGGGUUUUGUACGAAAUCUGUAUAGUCCUAACGUCAAGGUCAGUCGCUUGUUGCUGCUUGCCGGAGCAAAUCCUGACUACAGAACUUCUCAGCUGAAUAAUGCUCCUCUUCUUGUUAUCGCUGCUCACCAGGGGUAUCCAGACAUGGUAUCAUUGCUCUUGGAGUUUGGAGCUGACCCAAAUGCUACAGCUUCAGAUGGUCUGAGUCCUCUGUGCACAGCCAGCAAACAAGGCUAUUUAGAGAUUGUCUGUCUUUUGCUGAACAAAGGUGCUAAAAUAAACCAGCCUGACAAAACUGGAAGGUGUUCUUUGGUUUAUGCUUCCAUGAAUGGUCACUUAGAAGUCGUCAGCAACCUCUUACAGUCUGAAUGGACAGGAGAGCCAGGACUUGGAAAAGUGGGCCAGCAAGCAGUAGUUGCAGCCUCACAAAAUGGCUUUAUGUCUGUGUGUGAAUUUUUACUGGACAUGAGUGAAGUGAGAGUGAACACUCAAGACGACCUCAUGGGUCAAACACCCCUUACCACAGCCUGCUUUGCAGGACAUAUUGAAGUCUGUGAUAUGUUAUUGAGGCGUGGUGCUUCUCUCUCUCUUCCUAACUGCCAGGGGGAGCCACCAUUAAUUUGUGCUGUGGUUGCAGGCUACUGGGAGGUGGUUGAGUUCUUACUGAGUCACAAGGCUGAGUUGGAACAAACUGACAGCAAAGGUCGUACUGCCUUGAUGGUGGCAGCAAAAGAAGGACACCUAGGAAUUCUGGAACUACUACUCUCUAAAGUGUUGUUAGGACCUCAAACGUGGGCUAUGGCAGAAGGAAAAGCACAAGUUUUACAUCUGUUACUGAAGAAACUAUUGGAUGAUGGAAUGACUUUAUACAAGAGGGGGCGGUUGAAGGAAGCAGCUCAUCGCUACCAGUACGGACUGAAGAAGUUUCCGGUAGAUGGUGCUACAGGAGAUUAUCAGAACGUCUUUCAGCAACUUAUGUUCCAGAUUUUAAUUUCACUGUCACGAUGCAAGCGGAAGAUGCAUGAUUUUGUCACGGCUAUUGAGGCAGCAGAAAGAGCAGUGGAAAUUAGACCUAAAGCAUUUGAAGGUUAUUAUAGUAAAGCUCGUGCUAGACAAGAAUCUGGGUGA